Messenger RNA from Photinus pyralis (common eastern firefly), 2636 nucleotides. RefSeq names its product mediator of RNA polymerase II transcription subunit 16 (gene MED16). Gene Ontology annotation, cellular component: mediator complex. Bases 128 to 2584 code for a protein of 818 amino acids. Gene Ontology annotation, biological process: positive regulation of DNA-templated transcription. NCBI's taxonomy places the organism in Eukaryota, Metazoa, Arthropoda, Insecta, Coleoptera, Lampyridae. The record is from RefSeq and is a predicted model, not a curated record. Gene Ontology annotation, molecular function: protein binding. The transcript is spliced from 12 exons.
ACCUAAUUGAACCACAGCCAUUGCAAGGUUACUGCUUGCUUUGGCACUGUGUACCUGUUAUCAAAUAUAAACAAGUUGAAAAGUUAUUUACUUCUAUUUUAACCGGCGAUUAUGAAUUCUGAUUAACAUGGACCACAUUUUUUCAAUUAACAGAAGGCCUUCAAAAGGAAGUAACCUAAUGAGACAGGCUUUCUCAGAAAGUUUCGAACACCACAGGCUAAUAUGCUCAGUUUCAAGUGCAAAUGUUGUCGCCUUCAGUACCGAUACAGACAUUGAAGACAAUACUUUAAGAACGUGGGGUGCUCAUGUGUACGUUGCAGAUUUAAACACGCCUUGGUUUGUACACAAGGUAUUAUCGAACUCUGUACCAGUAACAGUAUUACAAUGGGAUUUUACGGGUGAUUUACUGUUAAUUGCGGACGAAAGCGGCAAUGUCAAAAUCUAUCGAUGUCGCGAUCAUCUAUUGAAUGAUUGGAAUCUAAUUUUAAAGACGGAACUUCCAGGUGAACAUAUUUUGGCGGCCGCCUUUUUCCACUGCGGUAAAAAGAUCUGCCUUAAUUCGGAAAAAAAAGACUGCUCUGCGUAUUUAGACAAAUUUCAACAUGUUAAGUUUGCUUGCUCCGUUAAGCAAUUCGGAGGACGACCUGCAAACGGGACAUUAUUGCUGACUACAACCGGAAUGCUCGCUGCGGUUCUGCUUCCACAAUUCACCGCACAAACUUCGAUGAUUAUAGCUACGGAGAGUUUGGGUGCUACGAGAAUACAUAUUAAAACAGCCGACAUUUGUUAUGGAAAAAAUGGUCACUUUUUAUUGGCUGUGAGUAAUGGUGAUGCGAGUAUGCCUAUUCAAUGUUAUAAAGUGCAAGUUCGGAAAGUGGAGGAGAAGUGUGUGAUUACUAGUCAGUCAUUACCUAGCUUUUUUUUGUAUGAAGGUGGAAAGGAGGCUUUGAGCGAUGUAAUUUGUAAAGAAAAGAAGAACACGAUUAGUCAUUUAAAUUGGGUAAUGCGUGAAGAUGCAGAUUCACUGGUUGUUGCUGCAAACAACGACUGCGGAAGUUGCUUACAAGUAUGGGAACUUCGCGAAAAGUCAGUACCUGUCCAUAAACUGUUAGCUGGAGCUGAACCACAAUACUUUAAUACAGUGCUGUGGCAGUAUCAAUCACACUUUAGUUACCCCCACAAAGUGACCUCAUUAGCAACAAGUAAAUUAAUGGUCUCCAACAGUGUGUCAUGCGGAUAUAUAAUUGCGUCGUUCAGCGAUAAUUCAAUCCACUGUCUGUAUAAAGAUUCAUUAAAGUCUUUUACAAAUGCAACAUUGAAUGUAAAUCAAAGACAAAGCGAUGAUUACGGUUCAAAGUAUCAAAAGCUAAACAUACGGAUCUCCCAAAUUGACAUGACUUGGUUGGGCAACCUUCUGUUAAUAGUAGACACGUACGGCUACCUGCAUCUGUUUAAACUACCACCGCAAGUUGACAGCUCGACACCUUUGAGCGUUCCCUACGCGACGACGAUGUUGGAGUAUUGUCUGGUCACUGGGCUUGAUUGGUACGACUUGCUUUUGGCUGUUCGUCCUGGAAUGCUGGAUCCGUUGUGUGAAAGGCUGACCGAAAGCUUUAACCGACAAAUGCCGAAUGUACAACAGUUUUUUUACGUGCAGUAUUUGUGCAUUAAAAUAUCUCUGUACAGGCUAACUCCACAAGGCCAAAAUAAAGUAAAUGACUUAACGCAGCUGCUGAUGCUGCACAGCAUUUCCACAGCUUUCAAAAGCUUGUUGCGUCCCAGCGAAAUGAGCAGCCACGAUAAGAGUCCAGCCGACUCACUAGCAGGUGUAAUAGCGGAGGGCCAAAGCGAUGUCGAUAAAGUGUUAAUACAUUUAGAUGCGAAGGAAUUCACUGUGGAACCUUCGACUUUGCAGAGCCUCCAACAGUUAAUCCAGUGGGUCGCUGAUCUGGCAUUGAACCUACUCGUUAAACUGCCGGACAGUAGACCUGCAGGGAAACCCUACGAAAUAUUGCGAGAUAUCAAAGCUCUGAAUACGUUACGAGAAAUGCUCGUUUUGAUUAGAAUUUGGGGACUUUUACGGCCUGCCUGUCUUCCUGUGUUUACGAAAUCCGAUGGAAACUUAGAUGUACUGGCUUUAGUGUUCAGACUGCUAAGUCGUCUUGUGCAAAAUACGAAUGAACCUGAUGAUACUCUAAUAGAUGAAUGCUGCCUUUUACCUAACCAAGUACAAAUACAAUCGCUACAACAUUCAAAUAACAGGGUAGCUUUAGCAUCGUCACAACUAUCCCAACAAUCAUUUCCCUUACAGUUGGAAUUUCUGAGUGAACCCGAGUAUCUACUCAUCAAUUUGGAUUUUUCCACUAAACAGACUGUCGACUCUAUCAGACAUCUUUAUUUAGGCAGCACACCUAGAGUAGUUAAGCAGUGCGUUCGAUGUGGGGCAUCUGCCAGCACAAUCUCUGUCACACGAACUGCUGCUAUAAGAGCAUGGGAUCAGCGAUGGUCGAGAUCUUGUCAGUGUGGAGGUUUAUGGCGGACUCAAAUUUAUUCUGGAAAUGAAUCAUAUGUAACAUGCCAUUAAAUUUCACAUUAAAUAAUCUUGUAUAUGUUUAUAUUAAAUAUAUAUAUAAUUU